Molecule: messenger RNA, 6745 nt
Organism: Osmerus eperlanus (European smelt)
Lineage: Eukaryota; Metazoa; Chordata; Actinopteri; Osmeriformes; Osmeridae
Gene: frs3
Product: fibroblast growth factor receptor substrate 3
Exons: 7
Coding region: 433-2280 (615 amino acids)
Biological process (GO): fibroblast growth factor receptor signaling pathway
Cellular component (GO): cytoplasm
Molecular function (GO): transmembrane receptor protein tyrosine kinase adaptor activity; fibroblast growth factor receptor binding
Source: RefSeq, a predicted model, not a curated record
GUCUCUCCACAAAACCUCGUUGUCUGUGAACUCUCACCCUGACGGUUGGGAAAUGUCAAAGAGAGGCCCGUGCUGCAGUAGGGGGGCGGACAAAAAAAAUCAGUUUAUGGCUUUAUUUGAACACAAUUAGUCUAAUUUUCCGUUCUUCUUAAACAAGUGCCAUAACCCAUGGACUAUUAUCAAAAACCGACCCGUGGGCUAUCUGAUCCCUCCAGCGCCACCGACAAUUAAUUUCCAGCCUUCACUAUUCUCGGUAGUUUCGUAUCACAAUCCUUGUCAGACAUGAGAGAGAAAAUAAUGCUCCUCCUGAAAAUUAUAAUGCAACCACCCAGCUCUCCUUUCACCAUGACACCCAGCAGAGGAUUUGGGGAUUUAUGCUUGGAUCCCUACCACUGAUGGCCUGGACUGGGUUUCAGCUGGCCUGCUGAAGUUAUGGGGAGCUGUUGGAGCUGCCUAUACAGAGACCGCAUCAGAGACAACCAUCUCACCAAAUUUAAGGUAACUAAUGUUGAUGAUGAAGGCAAUGAACUGGGCUCUGGGACCAUGGAGCUCACCCAGACAGAGCUCAUUCUGCACACACGCAAGAGGGAUGCCAUUCGGUGGCCCUACCUCUGUCUGCGCCGCUACGGCUAUGACUCCAACCUCUUUUCUUUUGAGAGUGGAAGGCGAUGCCAAACUGGACAGGGAAUAUUUGCCUUUAAAUGUUCCCGGGCAGAGGAGAUCUUCAACCUGCUCCAGGAACUAAUGCAGUGCAAUAGCAUCAAUGUGGUGGAAGAGCCUAUGAUGAUGAGCCGCAGUGGCCACACUCCAGAAAUGGACAUUCCCCGCACACCUCAAACCCCCAACACUCCAGCAUUCCCUGUCCAGGGUUUCCCUAAUGGUUACCCUGGAUACCCUAUCCGAGCUGACUCUUCCCAGCCUUCUCUGGCUGACGAUCAUGGCCACAGCCUCAUGGGCCUUGAGGACCAGGCACACACCUACGUGAACACUGUUAGUGUGGAGGGGGACCUCUCCAGUCGACACUGUGUGCACUCCCUACCAGAGGUGCGGCCUAGCUCUUUUCCUGAGCCGGCACGCAGCUCCAUGACUGUGGGGGGGCAAGGAGGUGGGCAGUCCAGCAUGCACUGCUGUCCGUUGGAAGAACGCAAAGAUCCGCAGGUAUUCUUACAGCCUUCCUCACAGGAGGUCAAAUUCAUGUUGGGACCUACUCCCACCCAACGUCAUCUACUGGAACGAGAGCGAGAAAGGGAAAGACAUGGGCAUAAUCCCCAUGUUCUGCGGCCAGUAGAGGGCGCAACAGGCUCAGAAACAGAGGGUGACGAGCCUCCCCUGCACAUGUGCAACUCUUAUCAUCACUACCAACACCUCAUGCACCGGCAUCCAAGCCAUGAGCAUCAGGAGGGCUGUCAGGGUAGCCAACUUACCUACGAGAACAUCAACGGCCUGAGUAGGGGUCACAGGCUGAGACUCAGUCCCAGCAGUGUAUCCCAGUCUGUGGGCUCCAGUAGCAGCAGCAGCACCACUGGGGACAGUCACUCCCACCCCCUGUCCCAUCCACACCUCCACGGCCCCUCAUCAUUACCUCCGCAGGGCUACCCCUGUGAGCGGGGUGUGGGUGGAGGUCACCGGCGGACAGCUCUGCUCAACUAUGAGAACCUACCCUCCCUGCCCCCAGUGUGGGAAUAUCGUGCUCUGCAGAGGGACGAGGAUCAGGAUGAGGAAGAUGACGAGCAGGAUGAGGAGUACGAGGAGGAGGAGGAGGACUUUGAUGAGUAUGAGUUUUCAGAAGGUCCCAGCACACCCAAUGGUUACCAUCAGGAUGGCGGGGGGAUCCACCGGGAUGCCCUGCAGAACUACGUCAACACAGAGCAGGUUCAACCACCCCGGCUCCGACACGCCUGCCCCCCACACCCCCAGCCAUGCCAGUCAGACAGAGGAGGGCGAAUAUUCAGCUUUGAUUUUCGCAGAAGAUCGGGGGGAGGGGUGGGAGGGUGCGAGCACGGCCAUAUGCCUCCCUCGCGGCAGCUUAACUACAUCCAGGUGGACUUGGAGGGAGAGCCACCAUGUCAGCCUCAUGGUGUUGGGGCUGCCCAACCCCAGCCACAGCACCAGCGCCUACCACCCCUUAAAUGUGGUCCCCAGGCACCCCGACGCAGUGAGUUCUACGCCGUCAUCGACCUGAAGAAAACAGCAGCCAUGUCUAACCUGCAGAAAGCUCUUCCCAGGGACGAUGGGACCUCAAGAAAGACUCGCCACAACAGCACAGACCUGCCUCUGUAAAGGAGAUUGGAGGAGAGGAAAAGAUGAAAGCAAGGAGCAAAUGCAGCAAAGAUGAAUGAAGGGAUAGAGGUGAGGUGGGUGGACAGCUUAAGUGGACAGGUUUAGCACACUGGACCCCUCACUGUCAACCACCAUUCGACUGUCAGGCUGGCUUAUCUACAGUACAGGUACCUAAUUAGAAACUUUCUAAAAACGAUCUGUGCAUAUACCAGUAAUUGAGGAAGCUGUAUGGGGCAUUGCCCUGUUAUUGUCUGUUAUUUGGAUGUAGUGUAAGGCUGUUUAGUUUAACGGCACCACCUCUGAUUGGCCAGAUUUAUGGUUGUGCUUUAACCUUUGCAUUCAUUUAGAUUUUGCUGUAUAUCUUUCGCCUUAGCUGUGUGUUGGAGUCCCUUGGACAUAAACCAGAGAAAGAUACAGCUUGGUUAUAUCAGCUACCUUGUAUUUACCCAUGAUGCUUUGUAUGAGAUGAAAAGUCACUGCCCAGGAAAUAACUAGAUUUUCAAUUUUUCAUGGACAUUCUUUAUAUUAUUUUUCUACUAUGGAAUUACCCUCGUUAUUGGCCCUAGAUGAGUAUUCUCUUAAUCAAGUAUUAUUCCUGAAAUAGUUUAUGAACUUAAUAUUUCCUUUUUUUCAGUAUCAUACUGAUUUGAGCAGUGGCUGAAGUGAAAAAUAGUUAAUGAUUCCCAUGAAAUGAUGCGUAUUCCUCAGUUCACAAGCACUUAUUCUGCUGUGGCUGUUAGAAAGGACAGUUGAUGUAUAUUUAUAAUCUGCCCUCAGGAAAUAUAACAGAUCAGAAUGUUUUGCACAAUCCUUUGGAAUUGUAAAUUUACAUUCUCAUGUAAAGUAUUAUUUGGACUGAGACCCCAUCACAGAGACACAGAAUGGAUCACAUUAUCACCAUCUUUAAGAUUAGCCCAUGUUAAAUUGAAAAUAAGUAUGAAAGGGGUUAGGGUUAGUGGAGUAGUUAUAGUAGUUAGAAUUGUAGCAUGUCCUGAUGGUGCACAUACACUAGGUAGUCUUCUUCCACCAAGCACACACAGUACAUGAGUCAGACUCGGGCCACUUCAGUUUAUUGCAAAGAUUAAUGCAUUUGGUACUUCCUUUUCACAUGAGUUAGGGUGGAGCAUAGAGAUUAAAACUGUAUUUAUUGGGUAUAGGCCGCUUGUUCUUAAUGGUUAUUUUACUGAACCAAACAUUUUAUGGAUAUUUCAGAUCUGACUCUGACAACCUCGAAUAGUGGCACCUACUUGUUCAUUAAUUUACCAAGUGUCAGAUUGACAUGUGCUGAAAAGAUUAAUUUAAAGGGGAAUAUGUCAGUAUGUUUUAAAUGCAAACUCAUGAGCGCCAUCCAGAAAGCCUUUUGAAUGAUUAUAUUUAUUUGUCUAUUUAUUCAUUUACUAAAUUGUGGUCUGUUUUGUUAUUGCUUUGUCCAAAUGUGAUGACCAGCUUUUUUUUAUCCAGUCGGUGAUUGGGAGACCAAAGUAUCACCUUGGAUUACCGCUGAUGACAGGGGUAACACUGUUAUAACUGUACUAUGUUUUGAAAAAGAAAGACUGUAUCAACAUUAAAAGUGCCAAAUCUUUACUGCUAACUGUAUUAACAUGAUGAAUAAAAUCAAUGUGCCAUUAGGAAUAACAAAUAAUUUUUAAAAAACUUACUGGAAGGAGACACAAAUGUGACAAAAUGAAUGAGGAGGGAGGUCAGUGUUCAUCAAGUUUACUCCUCGUGAAUCCAUUGUUUUCAGGUUAGCUAGACAAAAAAGGGCAAGAAUGACACAUUUCACCUCAUUCACAGCCAUAUUGGAGUGAGACAAAGGAUUGGUAAUCGUGUAAUCUGGUAAUCACAAAUCCUGUGGUUCAAUGCUGCUACAGUGUGUACAUAAAAACAGUAUGUAAGCUACUAGUCAUGGUAAAAAUGCUGUUGUGUUGGAGCCUAUGCAGGAUUUUUUGCUAUGUUGUUUGGUAAUAGAACUAGCAUUGUCUUAUUCUUCAAGAUCAUGGCCUCUGAAUUAUACAUGUAAAAAUUGACAUUUCUAAAUUCCUUUCUUUGUAUUUGUCAAUGUUUCAAAUAUUUGACCUUGUAAUUGUUUUCAUCACAAUCUGGCUGUCUAGUAAGUGAAGUUGCUGAAGCACAUAUCCACCAACUAUAACCCUCCCAUGAGUGUGCAUAUUAACUGUUUAUUUAAAGUGAUGAAAGUAGAUACUCUGGUAGAGAUCUACGUGGACAUUUCAGAUGGAGAUAUGUACUGAACACUUAUAUUUUCAUGAUACAUUUAAAGGGUGUUUACAUUUUGCAAUAAUGGUUGAAUAGAGUUUUGUUGAUAAAGAUAAUGCUCCCAACCCAUGUGUGAAGUUUUAACAGAUUAUAGAGCUGCAGACCUAUUUUAUUUUGGCCCAGUUAUUUUGUCAAUCAGCAUUAUCUGACUACUUUCUCAGGCCCUGUGUUGAUAAUACAACUUUUGUAAUGUGUGUUUAGGUAAGAACGUUUUCUUUUUUCUUUCUUUCAAUGAUUUAUAUAUUUUUUACACUUAUUUAUGUAUUUAUUGUAAUCUUUAUUUAGACAAUUUGCUUACACAUACCUUAACUGUGUCACAAAUGAAUGUUUCCAAGCUCUAAAUAAUUUGUGGCUCUUGGAUGUGUAUUAUUUACAGAACAGAUACCAGGAGGCACACUGCCUAAUUUACUGUUUUUCAGUAAAAAGUGGGCUUCUGUUGUCUGUUUUUGGAAGUGUUACAUUUUACAUUGGUUGCAGGUACUUUCUAUUAUUUUAGAUAAUGUAUUAGUGCUUUCUCUUGAAUUUUGGUAAAGCUGAUACCACAAGAAUCAAGAAGCAGUCCCUACCCUUAACUUUGAAAUAUGUAACUUUUUUCCAUUUGAAAAAUCAAAUGGAUAGGUAUUAUUACAGUGCUUUAAAGCAUAUCGAAGAUCUUAAGACCUUAAGUAUUUUGAACAAUAUUAAGGUCAAUGUCUCUUCAGGAAGUUAGUCCAUCACUGAAAUAGAAGCAAAGGCACCCUCCAGUUAGCAUCAGUCCUGUGGUGUGAUAUGAUAAAUUGUUGUGAGGUAUUCCAUGCACAUACAACAAAUGUGACUCAGUUUCCUUCUAUAAGUACACAUUAUUGUCCUAAUGUGUAAAUGGUAGCUUAAAUACCUAGGAAAUGUUAUAGUAACUUGGUGCUGUGUUAUAAUAUCCCUGUCAAAGGUUUGUUUCAUUUGUCUUUUUUUUAUUUUUAUUGUAAGCAAUCACUACAGGGUGGUAAUAAUAUAGGUCCCUUUUCAUAUUUUCCUUCAAAAAAGCUCUUUACAAGUACCCCAAGCAAUGGAAAUCUGUUGACCCUCUAUGUGGUGAUUGUCUUUUGAGGGUUUGUGUUUAUUGAUGUAAAGGUCCAGUUACAGUUUUUGCACAUUCCUACAAACUAAAGAAGAUGACUGUGUGAACUGUUUUAAGAGCAUAAACUUACAUUAGUUUGGAGAAUUGUGAAAAAUCUAUUAAGUAACACUUAUUUGGUGGGGUUGACCAAUCAAAAUUAAUGACUGUGAUGUAAACUAAUAUGUACCAGUGCCAAAUUUCUUUGAGUAAGACUAAGGCCAGGACUCACCUGGUUGAACCUAGGUAUGAGGACUCUUCACAAGAGAAGCCAAUGAAGCACCUCUGGUGUAGAGUAAACCUGCUGUAUGAAUGUAGAAAGACUGUAAAGCUGAUGGUUCAUUAUGCUUCAUGUGCUGAAAGUGAGAAAAAAAGUCUCUAUUUAAAUUUUGCAAUCCAAGUUUCUUCGUAUUUACAUUUAUUGUAAGUUUAUAUCUCUGUAUGUACAUACUCAAACUGUAUGUGUAUGCAGUAAAGGUUGCUCAUGUCAUUAGAAGUAACUGAUAUAAGCUAGUUUUGUUACAUCUGUUGAAUCGUGAAACAUUUCAUUAUUUUCCAUCUAAAAUUGCAUUUCAAACUCUAGGAGAUGGCCAGUAUGUCAUCUUCAUUCCUCCAUCUCUGUCCAAAGGGAUGAAUGUUACCCUGAUUUAUAAUUCAUAAAAAAAUGGGGCUUGUACAAAAUGACUAAAUGUUAUUUCCAUAUUAAAAUCCUACUGUUGAGAAAGUGUUCUUUUGCUGAGUAUUUUCAUAUGAAGGAGGUUUCGUCACUCCGUAAGAACUGAAUUCCCAAGUGAACAGCAUAAUGUUUUUGCUUAAACACAGAUCUAAAACUUUGGUAUUAUUUGAGGUUUGCUUUUGCAGGUGAAUAUUGUUUACUAUCUCAUUUAGAGCAUGCACUUGGUGUCUGCCUGUGUAACAUGUUUCAAUAAUUUGAUGUACAGAGAGCAUGGUCUUGAUAGUUCUAGAGAUUUUCCAGCAAGCUGUAAAAAUAUGCCUUAUGGUUGUCUUGUUGUGUUGCUAUGUCUGUCUUGUUUCAUGGCCACUAAGUCAUUGUGUCAAAAGAGGAAUCUCUCAAAUAAAGCAGAGCUUUUAUUGUUUCUA